This is a messenger RNA of Caenorhabditis angaria, 1877 nucleotides long. Lineage: Eukaryota; Metazoa; Nematoda; Chromadorea; Rhabditida; Rhabditidae. The record is from the annotation of a GenBank genome assembly.
AUGUUAGGCUUCGAAAAAGGUACAAUUAAUGUGAUUCGACUAUCGAUUACUUUUAUGUUACAGUUUUUCGCUUAUAUGUCACAAGGUUAGUUAUCUUAAAAACUGCUCAAAUAUUCGUAUUUUCUCCCAGAAUUUAUCCAAGAACCAUUAAUCGAAACAAUUUCUCGAAACACAAAUGACGAAAUCGAUUCUCAUGCUGGCUAUAAUAGUUUCGCUAUAAUGUAUUUUUUCUUCACAAUUUCUUGUCUUUUUGUAACUCCAGUUGUUGAAAGAAUAUCAGCCAAAUGGUCAAUGGUUUUGGGAAUUUUAACUUAUAUGAUCUUCCAAGCUGGAUUUCUGAAUCUGAAUCCGAUCUCCCUUUAUAUCAGUAGUGGGCUUCUAGGAGUUGGAAGUGCGUUGACAUGGAUUGGUCAGGGAAAGUAUUUAACUGAAAAUUGUACAGGUUCAACAAUUGAGAGAAAUAGUUCAAUGAUGUGGGUUAUCCUCAAGUUAUCGUAAGUUGAAAGAGAGAGGGGGGAUCAAGAGAUUUUGAAUCGCGCCCCACUUUUGAGACUUCUAAUUUGGAACAGAGUGACAACUUUUGUAAUAAGAAACGAACCACCUAAAAAUUCUAUCAAGUCCUAUUUUUACUGUAGAGAAAAUUCCUAUUUCCGUGAUUAACUUUUCCGAUGAAAUAACUAGCUUCAAAAUGUAUUUAUUAAUUUUUAUCAGACUUCUGAGUGGUGGAAUAUUUUUGCUAUACUCAUUUCAACAUCAAACACUUAUCGAAGUUGUGCAAAAUGAGACUAUUAAUUAUAUUACUAUUUUAUUUUUAUCCAUUUAUUUUUUGGCAUUACUAAAUACUUUAUUAUUACCAUUACCUGCUUAUCAACCAAAAAAUCGGAAAAUUGAAUCUUUUGGUGGAACUUUAGGUAAAUCUAAUCUCAAGUACAUAUUCCCUUAUAAAUGUUUUCACAUCCAGCUUCAACUUUCAAAAUAAUGUCAACAAUUCCAAUGUCACUUCUAUCUAUAAUUUUCAUUUAUGCUGGAUUUUCCCGCUCAUUUUGGAUUGCAAUUUAUCCAACAUGCAUCAAAUUCACUUCAAAACUUGGGGAAAAUACUACAAAAUUGUUGGCAAUGAGUUGUAUUUCGAGUGGAAUUGGACAAGUAUCAUCGGGUUUCCUUAUGGCAAUAAUCGGAAAAAAUGCAAGAAAAAUAGGGAGAGAUGUUAUAUUAUUAAUUGCUGUCAUCAUUCAUCUUUUCGUAUUUUUCAUGAUUUUUCUACAUUUUCCGAUUGAUGCACCAUUGAAAACUACGGAUCAAGUUGGAUUAUUUGCACCAAGGUUCAGAUAAACAUAAGAAGAUUUUUGUAGUAAAAAUGUUUGCAGCAUCGAACUUGCAAUGUUGAGCUCAUUAUUUUUGGGAUUUGGAGAUGCGAUAAUUCAGACUCAGAUUUAUUCAUUUUUAUGUGAUGGGUAUUCAAAAGAAUCAUCUCACGCUUUUGCACUUUUUAAAUUUUAUAGUGUGAGUUUCGGAAAAAAUCCCUGCAAACAAAAAAGUUUAGGUCUUGAGAAACACAUUCUAAUCAGCCGAAAAAGAGUUCGGUUUUUCCAAAAAAAAAGAUCCGAUUUCCUGCAUUAAUUCGGACCUCUCUAAAAUUAACUAAAUUAAUCUACAAAAUUUUGAUUUGAUCCUCACGAACAUUUUUGCAGGCAGCCUCCUCAACUCUUGCAUUUUUCCUCUCCAAAUAUUUCACUCUUCCAAUGCAUCUUGCCCUUUAUUCAAUCUUUGCUGUAUUUUCCGCAUUUUCAGCAAUUCUCGCACAACGAAAAUAUUUCUAUAAAAUCCGACAUUUUCAACCAGAUUGUAUCGAGAUUUAUACUGUUGAUAAAAAAUGA